Molecule: messenger RNA, 595 nt
Organism: Limulus polyphemus (Atlantic horseshoe crab)
Lineage: Eukaryota; Metazoa; Arthropoda; Merostomata; Xiphosura; Limulidae
Product: interaptin-like
Exons: 3
Source: RefSeq, a predicted model, not a curated record
AGCCAGUAUUGUUUGAUUGGUUCUGAGUGUAUAUUUCAUAGGGAGAAGCAUGGAUUCAGUUGGUAUUUUUUUAUUGGUUCUGAGUGUAUAUUUCACAGGUACCCAGGGAGAAGCGUGGAUUCAGCUUGAGAAGAGAAAACACCAGGAAGAGUUGGAUGCUGUAACAGCUCAACUUGUUCACACAGAAGAGUUACUGGCUCAUUACAAGGAAGAAUCUAUAAAACUGAAUUUCGAAUUAAGUCAGUUGAAGCUUCAGAUGGAAAGAUUGCCCGUCUUAGAAGGACAGGUGGAACUGUUUCGACAAGAGUGUAAUCAAGAAAAAGAAUCCCAUAGGUCAACACAAGAGGAGUUAAAGCAGUUGAAAGAAGAGUACCAACAACUACAAAAUCAGAAUCAAGAGCUGAUGGAUGAAAUUAAUGUAUAUGCUCAUUCUCAAGUACUACAACUUCAGAAAGAGCUGCUUCCACCUGAAAAUUGGGAUAUCCAUCACUCCCAAGCAUUAACUACUGAUCCCGACAGAGCAAAGGAAAGAGAGACUUUAGCAAAUCUAGAAACAGAAUUUGACACUAGCGAUCCCAUAGAUCCCACAGAUGUG